Molecule: messenger RNA, 1500 nt
Organism: Paramisgurnus dabryanus
Lineage: Eukaryota; Metazoa; Chordata; Actinopteri; Cypriniformes; Cobitidae
Gene: tmem237b
Product: transmembrane protein 237b
Biological process (GO): cilium assembly
Cellular component (GO): ciliary transition zone
Source: RefSeq, a predicted model, not a curated record
AAGAGAGACACGCCCACUCGUCGCCAACGUCAACAAUAGACAACGUGCAAAACACAAAUCUCGGAUCUUAAACGACAUGUGAAUGCAAAAAUAUUUCUUACUCGAAUUAAACCGAUAGCUUUUACCAAAGACAUUAACACAAUGGACAUCGACACGAAGCUUCACAGCACGAGGAAAAGAGAUCUUCCCCCAAUUCCACAAGCACAGAAGAGGGGACCACGAGCACUGCCAUCUAUGCCAAGUCAAGACACAACAGAAGAGAUGCCAGCCCCAAAGAGCAGGAGAAAGAAAGUCAAGAGAGAUGUGGAGAGUGUGGAAGAACCCGAUGAUGGUGGAAUGGAAAUGGGAGACGUGGCCAGUCAUAGACAGUCAGAAAGUCGGGAACCAUUGACCCCGGAGCCUCUGGACAAUCCACCACAGAAAAGAAAAAAGAAGAAGAAAGCACAAUCAAUUGAUGUGGAGGGAGCUCAUACAGACCUGGUGUCAAAUGGAGAUAUGAUGGACCAGCACACUGAUGAGGAAGUGACACGCAAACCCAAAAAAAAGAAGGUGAAGCCUAAAGUAGCGGAGACGCAGUCCAACAAUGAACUGGAUGUGGAGGAUGAUGACAUCAUUACAGACCCACAAGCCCCAGUCACCCAGCAUUCCUUAUUUUCUGCUCCACAAGGACCGAGCCAGCCUGUGGGCAAAGUGUUUGUGGAGAAGAGCCGUCGGUUUCAAGCAGCCGAACGAGUGGAACAGUGGAAGCCCGGCGGACAGAUGGAGCAGAGCUUUAUGGACGUCCGUUCAAUGUGGACCACCAGAGAUGUGUCAAUGAAAGUACACAGUGGCUUCAGGGUGAUUGGUCUGUUUUCUCAUGGCUUUCUGGCCGGUUACGCCGUAUGGAACAUUAUUGCGGUGUAUGUGUUGGCUGGAGAACAGAUGAGCAGGGUUUCUAAUCUACUUCAGCAAUAUCAUACGCUGGCUUACCCCGCACAGUCUCUCAUGUACCUACUGCUGGCCCUCAGCACCGUCUCUGCCUUCGACAGGUUGAAUCUUGCCAAAGCCCCUGUGGCCAUGAGAAGUUUACUAAGCCUCAAUCCUGUGGCUCUCGCCUCCCUUUUGUACUUCGCUGCACUUGUUUUAUCUCUAAGCCAGCAGAUGACAAGCGAUCGCAUCAAUCUCUAUAAUCAAUACUCCAGCGCUAAUGCGACACUGUGGCAGCCAGGCUCGGAAAGCAGCAUCCUUUACCCCUGGAUCAUAGUAAACCUGGUGGUCACUCUGCUGGUCGGACUGGCCUGGGUUCUGAUGUCAUUGAGUCCAGAUAUUGACCACACCGAAGAGUUUUUAAUGUCAAUGGAAGCAGAAUAUCCAAAAGCAGAAGGGAAAGGAAACAUCACUGCAUGAGGCACCUGGAUUUGUUUUUUUGUUUGCUUUUUUACUAUUUUUGAUACGUUUAUAGCUUUAUCAUUGUAGACCUUACUGCCCAAUGUGAGAUUUGCAAUAAACUUCUUUAACUGA